Molecule: messenger RNA, 657 nt
Organism: Auanema sp. JU1783
Lineage: Eukaryota; Metazoa; Nematoda; Chromadorea; Rhabditida; Rhabditidae
Source: the annotation of a GenBank genome assembly
AUGGGCAGUGGAAUAUUCGAUAUUGAAAGCAUAUUAGGAAAUGACAAGAGUGUUAAACAACUAGAAGGAUCAAGAGAUUCUGAGCUAACGAAAAGUUCAAUAUCUAAUCUUAAUUGGAAAAGCAAUGAUAAACCACCGUACUCAUACAAUGCAAUGAUCACAAUGGCCUUAUUAUCAUCGGAAGCAAAAAUGAUGACAUUAGCAGAGAUUUAUGGAUAUAUCAUGAAUAACUUUCCAUACUAUAGAAAUAAUAAAAAGGGCUGGCAAAACUCUAUUCGACAUAAUUUGUCGCUCAAUAAAGUAUUCUUGAAAGUUCCACGUACACAUAAUAACCCAGGCAAAGGCAACUAUUGGAUGUUGGAUCAAAAUAGUGAGAAAGAGCUAUACAUUGGUGGAUCAACAGGAAAGUUACGUAGACGUGUGCCAUGUACAUCAAUUCAAUCAUUUAAUCUAACUGACUCAAACAAUCUGCCAUUACUUCAUGAUGUAACUCCAAAAUUACUACAACAAUCUCAUAUAUUAUGUCAUCCUAAUGCUCUAUAUCAUCAUCAACAGACUCAUCAUUAUUGUCCAUCGUUUGAGAAUAUGCAAAAUCUACUUGGUCUCAGCAGUUUAUUGUUUAAUAAUAUUUUUCAGAGCAAUAUUCAACAGAUAUAA